Molecule: messenger RNA, 2397 nt
Organism: Haliotis rubra (blacklip abalone)
Lineage: Eukaryota; Metazoa; Mollusca; Gastropoda; Lepetellida; Haliotidae
Product: thiosulfate sulfurtransferase-like
Exons: 7
Coding region: 81-974 (297 amino acids)
Biological process (GO): transsulfuration
Cellular component (GO): mitochondrion
Molecular function (GO): thiosulfate-cyanide sulfurtransferase activity
Source: RefSeq, a predicted model, not a curated record
UACUGACCGAAAUUACUCCGCGGGGAGCUCACGACAUCAGUCAGCGCUGAACAUUGCACUCAAAGUCCGACUUCAGCGAAAUGGUCGACCCUGUGGUAACUCCUGAAUGGCUCUCAAGUCAAAUAAAAGCUGGCAACAAAGACCUGAGAGUUUUGGAUACAAGCAUAGGACCUUCUGGACCAUCAAUAGAUGAGUUUAAAAGUGAGCAUAUAGAAGGAGCCCAGCUUGUGAACAUAGUGAAGAAUGCUCCCCACACUCAGUAUCUUCCUGUUGGGUUACCAGAUCCCUCCGUAUUUCAAGAUUAUGUCAGAUCUCUCGGCAUUAACGCAUCAAGUCACGUGAUCCUGUACGAAAAUGUUCAGCUUAAUGGAAUGGCAGCAUCUCGGGGAUGGUGGCUGUUUAGAGUUCACGGUAUAACGAAUGUGUCUGUUUUAAACGGGGGACUGGUCAGAUGGAAGAAGGAAGGUUACCCAGUCACAGAUAAGGAGGUCAAGUAUGAGAACGGUGACGUAACGGUCAAGUUCAACAAAAGCCUGGUAAUGCUGUACGAUGACAUCAAACCCGGAGAUGGCCGACAGUUCGUGGACACUCGACACCCCGACAAUUUUGAUGGCAAAGAGAAAGAACCCUCAAAAUUUCAGACUUUCUGCAUGGAUUAUGUGGGACUGAAGUCAGAAGGUCUGACGUUUCAAACCGGGCACAUUCCCGGGGCCGUCAACAUCUUCUACUCGACACUGUACGAGGACGACACCAUCUCCCUCAAAGGGAAGGACCAACUUCUAGGAUUGUUUCAGUCAGUGGGGGUCAAGAUGGACCAACCUAUGACGACAACCUGUUACGUGGGUUUCACAGCCUGUACACUCGCCUUGGCUGCCUCUGUGUGUGGGAAGGAUGACGUCAGCGUCUACUAUGGUUCCUGGACGGAGUACGGACAAAAAGCUUCUUCCGCCGAAGUGGAGAGCAGCAAACUGUGAUCAAAACGUGCCCAGUGACUAUAAUCAUCCAACGUCUUUGGACCUGGAAAUCUGCUUCUGAUUUGUAGCAGUGGCGGAUCCAGGGUGGGGAUGAUCAGGGGUUUCCAGGGGGUUCAGUGAAAAUGACUUAAGAUCAAAUUGAAGAUUUUUUUUGGCGUUGGCGGAGCCAAUGGAGGGGUGUUCGAACCCCCUGAACCCCCUCCUUUCAAAUUCCUGGAUCCGCCCAUGUGUAGUGUUGCAAUCGAAGAAAAUCUGAUGAUGAGCUUCAUGUUUCAACUUAGACAGUUUCCUCUGAUUCUGACUGUUUAACAGUCGUCGUCUUCCCAAAGCAAGUGAGUCAACUAACGGCCAAAAUAGCUCCGAAUUUCGUAGCUCGAUUGUAGCGCCACGGGCGGCUGUUAUUGAUUAUGUCUCUUCUAUGUUUUCCAAUCAGAUUCGAACGUUUUUAUUUGACUAAUAGCAUGAAAAGUUUUGAAAGAGAGAGAGAGAGGAGGGGGGGUGGAGAGAGUCGUCAUGUUGUUUGUGAACUGUAUAUCGAUUUCUUUACCCGAUUUUUUGGUUCGACUAUUCAUUGUCAAGCCCCAAAAUACAUCCUCAAUUCCAAACUACAGUUCGGCAAACUGGACUUUAUGGCUCAAUUAUCUCCUUUGUCUCGGGAAAAUGAAGCGUUACAUUAUGAACAAAGCGUUGAUUUGAAGUCAGCAGUUCUGUAAUUACAUCCAUGACAUAUGUGUUUUUCUGUGCUUUAUACGUAAUUGGUUGUGACUCGUAAACAUUUACUUGUGGUAAAUUUAGAAUCAUACAGUUGACUCUUUCCUUGAUCAUGGAAAUGGUUUUGUCUCUUUAAUGUACAUCAAUGUCAGUUGACGCUAAAGCAUCAGUGUAUGAUAAUCAACUGUUGUUAGGCAUAGUGUGUCUGUGCAUAGACUCAUUGUGAUAGGAGUCCCAGACGAAAUGUGUUUGACGUUGUCAUGGUAAUUUUAUAAAACACAUUUCAAGUACAGACUCCGUUCCGUCGGGCUUUGUUCUUCACACGUGGUUUUGUGUAUGUUACUGAACUUCUGUUACUGAUAGUUCUGUCAAGGGAGACCAGUUAGGUGCUGAAAGCGACUUAUUGUUCGGACACACAUGCUCCUAUUUCCAACCAUGUUCUCUAAAUGCUGCUACAAUGGUCACACAGCAUCCCAGUCAAUACGUGGUAUGUAUUAGUAUCUCUGUUAGACGGUUGAUAGUGUAUUAAGCGAGUAUAUAUACUUCUAAUCGUUACAGUUGUCAUGGUGAUUUGAUGUUUAUGUUGAUGAAAAUAAAAUGAUAUGUAAUAAACCAUGCCCCGUACUAUGCAUGUAAAUUUACGUUUGUGGAUCGAUGCCCGGCAUAUAUUUCGUUUUGUACUUCUUGACUAUUAAAUUAGCAUCUGAUGGAA